Messenger RNA from Nerophis lumbriciformis (worm pipefish), 996 nucleotides. The record is from RefSeq and is a predicted model, not a curated record. Lineage: Eukaryota; Metazoa; Chordata; Actinopteri; Syngnathiformes; Syngnathidae.
AUGUGUAAAGUCAAAAUUUUGCGAGCUUUGGUCAAGCAGCGACUAAACGUGGCCAUCGAAGAGAUUUUCGGACUGUUCGAAAGAACCAUGGCGGAGUACGAGGAGGAACUUUGUCGAACAAAAGAGGAGAACGAGCGGCAACGUGAAAUUCUCGAAAAUGUUUUCAAGCAUCAAGCUGAGUUGGACGAAGGAGAUGUGCAGCAAGUCUUGGUGGAGACUCAAGAAGACGACUCCCCCUCAGAGGAAGAGCCCGUCCAAGCUGAAGUCACCCACAUUAAAGAGGAAGAACUCGACGAGUGGAAAAACGAAGAGCCCUCGCUGCAGCCCGCCGUCACCGCCGUCCGGGUCAAGCACGAAGACGACGGCGAACCCUCGUCGCUCCUCCCUAGCGAGGACAACCGAGGCGACUCCGCUCGGACGGAACGCGAAGACCGCACGGACUCCUCCGACGACGGCAAAGAACCGUCGGACUCCCGAGGCGAGAAAAAACUCUUCGUCUGCUCCGCGUGCGGCAAGACCUUCGUCAACAAAAGCGUUCUGAAAAACCACAUGGUCACGCACACGGGGGAGAAGCCCUUCGCGUGCAGCGUCUGCGACAAGCGCUUCUCCUUGAAGCAUCACGUCAACCGCCACAUGAGAAUCCACACGGGCGAGCACCCGUACUCUUGCUCGGUCUGCGCCAAAGGAUUCCGCGAUAAGUUCGGCCUGCGCAGUCACAUGAGCAAACACACCGGACAGAAACCCUUCUCCUGCCCCGUUUGCGCCAAAGGCUUGUCGUGCAACUCCUCGCUCAGGAUUCACAUGAGAUUGCACACGGAAGAGAAACCGUUCACCUGUCCCGUGUGCGGGAAAGGCUUUUCCGGCAGCUCGUCGUUCAGCGUUCAUCUCAGACAGCACACGGGGGAGAAACCGUUUGUUUGCCCCGUUUGUAGCAAAUGUUUCUCCCGGCAAGAAACGCUCACCGUGCAUAUGAAACGGCACACUGAAAACCAGUAA